Triticum dicoccoides is the source of this 1643-nucleotide messenger RNA. RefSeq lists its product as uncharacterized. The record is from RefSeq and is a predicted model, not a curated record. Bases 252 to 1049 code for a protein of 265 amino acids. The transcript is spliced from 5 exons. NCBI's taxonomy places the organism in Eukaryota, Viridiplantae, Streptophyta, Magnoliopsida, Poales, Poaceae.
CCGCGACGCCACCACCUUCCGGAAAUCUCCUGCCGCCUGUGGCCCGGCGGCGACCCUCGACCCCCCUCCCUCUCGUCGGCGGCCGCAGCGCUUGCUCUCCCUCUCUCCGCUGGCUCCUCCGCGACCUAGGGGAAGAAACAGCGGCGGCUCUCUAGAAAGCAACAACAACAAAGAGGACCUGCAGCGAGGGCCAGUAACGGCGAGAACCAGCAGCGCCGAGAGCUUCUGUCACAGGAGAUCCAGUGUGAGAAAUGUCGGUGUUCGAAACUGCAUACUACGUGCAGCUGCAGAGCCCAGUGCACAGAACAUACAUAAAUGCUGCUGAGGAUGGAAGGACUGUCCGCCUUGAUGCUCCCAAUACGUCUCAUAAUUCAGUAUGGGCUGUGGAGUGGGACCCCAAUUUCCACACCUUUCUUCUGCGCGGCGCUUAUGGCCGUUACCUUGGGGCCCCCCACAUGCUGUCCAGCAAAUUGCCUUGCCCCCGGGUUGCAGCCGCGCAACAUGAUUUUGAUAAGCCACAUAAGAAAGAAAUUACGUGGCGUGCCAUCCCGAAGAGGAAUGGCACUCUCGAGCUAAAGUCUAUGUCUGGGUCAUGUCUCUGUGCCGGCUGCUGUUUCUCCACAUCCUGCAGAUCAAGAGAGUGGAACGUGCAUGUUGUGCCACGGACUUGCAUCAGGCCGCCUCCACCGCCUCCCUGUGUUGACAAAUGGCCAAUCUCAUGCAAACGGGAGGUCCACUGGGUGCUGGCUGAGAGGUCCGGAGUAAUCAAAGAGGAUGACUGGGGAAAGUUUUUGUUUGUUGGCAGGGAUAGUUCCACAUUGAAGGAGCAAUUACAAGAGAAAACAGGGGAUUUCCCCAUGAGUAUUUUUGUCCGUGCUGGCUGUCAUGGUAGGCCUACCCCACUCUGCGUUCACUUGCCCCGCAGUCGGGAUCCACUUUACAUAGUUGGAUUCUGGAGUACAUCGGCUGCUGAUCAUCUUUUUUUCCCCGACAUUGCACCGGUUCAAAGGGAGUUGGCUGAAAGGGUGUCGGCUGUAUUAGGACCAUAGAGACAGCGUAGCAUUCAGUUCAUGAAUAGGAGGCCAAUGGUGAACAAGAAAAUGCCAAGCUUUCUUAGCGGUCAUUAAUUUUUUUGUCAAAUAGACCAGAUAAGUGGGUUCCAGGGUUACAGUAGAGCUGGUGGCACUGAAGUUUUUGUCUCAUUGGCAUUCUGUGUAGACGCGAUGACAACUUGGACAAGGUCAGCGGCAACCCAUCCGCUCCAAUCAACCACCCAACCCUCGGCACACCGGGGUUGCCUCCCUCUAAGCAUAUCUAAGCCCCUUCUUUCCAACUGAAACACACCACCUCGCAUGCCUUAUUUCUCCCCUCCCCUCCUUCGCACCCCUAAAGCCCCAGAUUGAUUUACUUUGUUUGUAAGGAAUCUUGGACAUGCCUGGGCUGGUUAGUUUCCCUUUUGGUAUGGUUUAUUGAAUUGUUCACUGAGCAAUCAAAUCAGAGUCCAGACCAUUCGGGGCCAAUAUUAUCUCUAAUUAUUGUGCAUGUGUCUAUUUGACUUUCGUAGUGCAUACUUAAAUUGAGAUUUUUAUUUGCCCAAGUAAUUGGUUCUAUUGCGGGAGGUUUUGUUGAGAGCCUAUGUAGGU